AUUCGAUGCCAACCGCCGUUAAACCCCAUCGAAGAAGAAGACAUUUGAAUAUGUUCCCAAUGUGGAACAAAUGUAGAUUUAGUUGCAGAGUGAUUUAGGAAUGCAAAAAUCUGAGACAGUCUUUGAUUUUAUAAGCUAUUCAAACUGUAAUUUUACUUUAAUAACCUAGCUAUCCUUUUUCUUUUGUUCGAAACCCAUAAGAUGAGGUGCAAACUUGUGGUCCCACACUUUCACUGGACAAAAGAGGCGAUCCCUCCCUGUGCUUACGCAAACGCACUAGCUGUCUACGCAGGACGCCAAGUGAGCAAGUGAAGGGCCGAGAUUCAGCAGACACGCACGGAGCUUGAGUUGGGACAAACAUCUCCAACGAUUACAACAACACAUCAACAAGCGCUUCUUGUGUCGCUGGACACUGGCUAAACAUGCAUCGGACUAUUCUAGUGGGAUUGUUCUGUGACUGCGAGAAUAACCAACGCGGAAAAGAUGACGGGUUAUGAACUAACUAGAAGUCUCUCUUCUUUGGAAUUGAAUGAAGAGUCUUGUGCCACACGCAACUCGAAGUGCACCACCAAGGCCAUGACAGAGGCAGCCUUUACAUACAGAUGUGUUCUCCGUCUCUAGCUACCGGAUAAUAGCUAUCAAACCUAAGUUACAAUAGGCAUACUAGCUAUACGUUUAGUCAUGACAUCUAACUGAAAUAGGUAGCUAGCUGGCUAGCUAUAUGUUUAUUUUGGUAGCUAGCUAUCUCAGAUAGCAUAGAGCUAGCCAGUUAGCUAGCUGACGAACUUGUUUAUUAGCUAGUUAACUACGUUCGAGGAGCACCUGAGCUAGCUAACGUUUGCUAAUUAGCUAGCGCAUCAGGCGAACUAGCAUUCUAGCUAGUAAAUGAGACCAUUAACGUUUGAGUUGCUAGCCAGUUAGCUAACUACAGUAACACUUCUGUCAAUUCUGACAAUCACGUUCUAGCUAACUAAUGUUAGCGUAUAGGCUUUUCACUUUUUAAAUGUGCUAACUUACCAGUAACGUUAACUAACGGUAAUAUUUACAUUUUCUUCUAAAUAGUUAGCAUUACCUUACUCGACUAGGUGUAUGGUUUAGCUAGCUAGUAUUCUAUUAGGUUAGCUAGUACAAGCUGACUUUUCCACCGUGCCUGGACUGACCAACCCACAAGGACCAGCCGGGGCCGAUGCUUACAGUCCAGUCCGGAUCACGGCAACGUAAGGAGCCAUGCAGCCGCAGCAAAUAUACGACUUUUCAAGUGACGAGAACAGUCACAAAUGGCGAGGCCUCUUCGUGCAAGCGUUGCGAAAGGUGCAGCUGCAGGUGCACCCCAACCUGUCGGCCAAGGAGGGAGCUCUGCAGCACAUUGAAGAGCUGAUCCUGCAGCUGCUCAGCAUGCUGUGUGUGGCCCAGCCGCGGUCUGUACAGGAUGUGGAGGAGCGUGUCCAGAAGACCUUCCCCCACCCCAUAGAUAAAUGGGCCAUAGCUGACGCCCAGUCGGCCAUCGAGAAGAGGAAGAGGAGGAACCCUCUACUGCUCCCCGUGGAUAAGAUACACCCUCUACUCAAGGAGGUGCUGGGUUAUAAGAUAGACUACCACGUCUGCCUCUACAUCGUGGCGGUGCUAGAGUACAUAUCGGCUGACAUCCUGAAGCUAGCAGGAAACUACGUUGGUAACAUUAGACACUAUGAGAUCAGCCAGCAAGACAUCAAGGUGUCUAUGUGUGCAGACAAGGUCCUAAUGGACAUGUUUGACCAGGACGAGGACAUCGGUCUGGUGUCUCAGUGUACGGAGGAGCCGUCGUCGUCCGGGGAGCUGACCUACGACGACCUGGUGCGCCUGGAGAUCGCAGAGGAGCGUCAGUACCUGCGGGAGCUCGACCUCAUCAUCAAGGUGUUCCGACAUCACUUCCUGUUCAACAACAAGAUCUUCACGCCUCAGGAUGUGGAGGUUAUCUUCAGUAACAUUUCGGACAUUCAUGAGCUGACUGUCAAACUUCUGGGGCUGAUAGAGGACGCAGUGGAGAUGACCGCUGACACUAGUCCUCAUCCUCUGGUGGGCAGCUGCUUCGAGGACCUGGCAGAGGAGCAGGCAUUUGAUCCGUACGAGACCCUGUCGCAGGACAUCCUGUCCAGACAGUUCCACGAGCACUUCAGCAGUCUGAUGGCCCGGCCCACUGUAGGACUAUACUUCCAGUCCAUAGCUGAAGGUUUCAAGGAGGCUGUUCAGUACGUUCUGCCACAGCUCAUGAUGGUUCCUGUAUACCACUGUUUGCACUACUUUGAACUACUGCAGCAGCUACAGGAGCACAGUGAGGAGCAGGAUGACCGAGAAGGUCUGAAGCAGGCCACCACCGCUCUGCUCAACCUCCAGUGUAGCGUGGAACGCAUCUACACCAAACACCUGCCCCGACGCAAGCCUGGUGAACCCAUGUACCGUCUGUACAGCCGUCAGGUGCGCAGCAAGCAGCUGGCCAUCAAGCGGAUGAACGAGAUCCAGAAGAGCAUCGACGGCUGGGAGGGAAAGGACAUCGGCCAGUGCUGUUCCGCGUUCAUCCUGGAGGGGGCGCUCCUCCGCGCCGGCGCCAAACACGAGCGACACAACUUCCUGUUCGACGGCCUCAUGAUCAGCUGUAAGGCCAAUCAGAGCUCCCGACUCCCCGGUUCCGGAAGCGGGGCGGAGUUUCGUCUCAAGGAGAAGUUCGUCCUACGGAAAGUCCGCAUCGUGGACCGCGAGGACUCGGCGGAGUUAAAACACGCCUUCGAACUCGUCGGUAAAGACGAGAACUGCGUGGUGUUCUGCGCUCGCUCGGCGGAGGAGAAGGGGGCGUGGAUGGCGGCGCUGGUGACCCUGCAGUACCGCUCCACGCUGGACCGUAUGCUGGACACGGUUCUACAGCACGAGGAGCAGGCCCAGCCACUCCGCCUGCCCUCCCCGGAGCUUUACCGCUUCGCUGUGCACGACUCCGAGGAGAACAUCGUGUUUGAGGACCGUGUCCAGAGCAAGACUGGGAUACCUAUUAUUAAGGCUGGGACGGUGGUCAAGCUUAUAGAGAGGCUCACAUACCACAUGUACGCUGAUCCCAACUUUGUACGUACCUUUCUGACCACCUACCGGUCGUUCUGCAAGCCCCAGGAUCUCCUGAGACUGUUGAUAGACAGAAUUGAGAUCCCUGAGCCAGAACCCACAGAGGCAGACAAACAGGCUCUAUGGAAUGGGGAUCAGCCAAUGGCUGCAGAGCUACAGAGGUUCCGCAGGGAGUACGUCCAACCCGUCCAACUCCGGGUCCUGAAUGUGUUCCGUCAGUGGGUGGAGCAUCAUUUCUAUGACUUUGAGAACGACCCUGAGCUACGAGGCCGACUGGAGGAGUACAUCAGCAGCAUCCUACAACUCCGAGGCAAGUCUAUGAGGAAGUGGGUGGAGUCCAUCAACAAGAUCAUCAAGAGGAAGAUGCAGACUCAGUCUAACGGGGUCAGCCACAACAUCACCUUCGAGAGCCCGCCGCCGCCCAUCGAGUGGCACAUCAGCCGUCUGGGCCAGACGGACACCUUUGACCUCAUGACCCUUCACCCCAUAGAGAUCGCCCGCCAGCUCACACUGCUUGAGUCUGAACUCUACAGGGCUGUGAGGCCGUCUGAGCUGGUGGGGAGUGUGUGGACCAAAGAGGACAAGGAGAAAAACUCUCCCAACCUGCUGAGGAUGAUCCGUCACACCACCAACCUCACGCUGUGGUUCGAGAAGUGUAUUGUGGAAGCAGAGAACCUGGAUGAGAGAGUAGCAGUGUUAACGCGGGUCAUUGAGAUCCUGCAGGUGUUUCAGGAGCUCAACAACUUCAACGGUGUUCUGGAGGUGGUCUCUGCCAUCAACUCUGUCCCCGUCUACCGGCUCGACCACACCUUCGAGGCGGUCCCCGAGAGGAAGAAGAGGAUCCUAGAGGAAGCAGUGGAACUGAGCCAGGACCAUUUCAAGAAGUACCUGGCCAAGCUCAAGUCCAUUAACCCGCCCUGUGUGCCUUUCUUUGGUAUCUACCUGACCAACAUCCUGAAGACAGAGGAAGGGAACCCCGACUUCCUGAAGAGACACGGCAAAGAGCUGAUCAACUUCAGUAAGAGGAGGAAAGUAGCGGAAAUCACAGGAGAGAUACAGCAGUACCAGAACCAGCCUUACUGUCUCAAGGUCCAGCAGGACAUCAAGAGGUUUUUUGAGAACCUGAAUCCGAUGGGCAGUCUGGGUGAGAAGGAGUUCUCGGACUAUCUGUUCAACAAGUCUCAGGAGAUUGAGCCUCGCAACUGCAAGCAGCCGCCACGAUUCCCCAGGAAGACCCUGUACCCUCUGAAGUCCCCGGGGAUCCGACCGGUGCGUACCUCUACGUCAGGGACCCUGAAGGGCCACCCCGUACCCCUGGAGAGAGAGCCCCCCCACAAGAUCACCUUCAGGAGCAUCGCUGAGACGGAGCCUGAGACCUCUUCCACAGCCCCCACCUCACCCAGCACCCCUACGCCCCCACAGUCUGCCUGCUCAGACCUCAGCUCUGUCUUCAUGGAGCCAGACCUCUAUAGUGUCUAUGGUGGCUCAACUUCUCUAUGUGGCCAUUUUAUAUCCGGUGGAAACUCCAUAUUCACUUCUGUUCUCCUCCCACCCUCAAAGUUCCACUCAGUAUCGUGUGGAAGCCUUCACCAGCUAGGAGAAGAGUUACUCAGACCUCCUCCACUUCCCCCUCGCAGAAAGGAUGCUUUCUCUGAGGCCAAGUUGAGUUCCAGGUCCAACGGUCCCCCAGCCAUCCCCCCCAGACUGCCCCCUCCUCUCCCCAGGAUCCAGCCCCGCGCCCCAGUCUACAACGGCCCCAGCGACGGCCCCCUCCCCAGCCCCCCACCUCCACCACCCCGGGACCCCCAGCCAGACACGCCUCCCCCCGUCCCCCAGAAGCCACCAGAGAUCUUCAUUAACUACCCCCUGAACCUUCAACCCUCCCCCGUCAGCCGCUUCCACUGGGAUUUUGGCAGUUCCCCCUCGUCCCCUGGAACGCCCCCGGGUACCCCCUCGCCCCGCGUCCCCCGACGGAGCUGCCUGCUCAGCGCCAGCCAGAACAGUCUCUGCCCGCUCCCCCUGCCCAUCAUGGCCCCACCUGUUCCUCCCCGCCACAACUCCUCCUCCCAGCUCCCCAAACUUCCCCCAAAGACCUACAAGAGGGAGCUGUUGCCACCCCCUUUACAGAGCCUCUCAUUGGUGGAGAGCACAGAGGGUAGCCAAUGAGGAGCCUCCUUGCUUCUUUUGUUUCCUUAUCAUCAUGGCUGCUGCUCCACACAAUACAAACUGUAUCAAACUAUGACCUCAUGACACAGAGCGAUUUGAAAACAAACUAAUCGUGAUUUUAAAAGCUACUGAUCGUAAACAAAGACCUCCAAACCCCUCCCACUCAUCUCCUACAUUUGACCAAUCACACCACGGCCACUCCUCUCAGGGUAUCAGUAGCCCCACCUUCAUUUCAAGCCCUCUGUGCCAAUGGGAUAAUCCACACCAGUGUGCCAGCCAAUGAACAAGGAGCCCCAAGACACUGAUUUUAAAUGUCUCCUCCUCCUCCUCCGUGUGUGCAGUGCAUGUCACACACCUGUACACAACACUGACUCUGUCACUUUCUUUAUAUAGAUAUUCCACUCUGUACUAGAGUGGACAUGACAGUAUGCCAUAGUGCAGCAGUAACUCUCCUACCCCCCAAAAGAGACACUGUGCUGAACCCAGAAAGCAGAGGGGUGGCUGGGGCUGUGGCCUCUUCAGUCUGUCCUGGUGGUUGGGGACUAUACAGACCAGUAGGACACUUCCAUCAGCAUGGACAGGUCUUCUCACUGGCAACGCAAUGUGUGGAUCUAUGGGCAUUGUUGCGUUGGCACACAGUAGUGCUUUGCGAGCACCAUUCACUCGUUCACCCCAGGAGUCAGUCCUCCUGUCCUGUGGCUCUCGGACAGACGGACGGACUCCACUCUGGACCGUACAGACCUCGGUGCUCUGUUAUCAUCAAACAUUUACUGUGGUUCUGUCUGGGAACAAGCACGAGAAUCAUCAAAGUGUUGGAAGUUCUCCUCGUGAGGCCCUUCAGCUCCUCCCGUUUGCGUCGACUCCCACCUUUAGUGACCAGUUCUUUGUUCUGCUGGGGUUAUAUAAGGGAUUCAUGUUUUGAGGAACGACUAACUAAAAAUGGACUCUGGAUAUUUUUUCACCCAGUCGUUUCAGACAUUACCAACCUGAUCUUUGUCACACUGAAAUCCUUCCCCUCCCUUUUGUGGUUGUUUGUCUUCACUGAACUGAGUAGAGCUGUGACUGUAAUGUGCGUGAGUUCAGCGGUGUUCACAGGGCUGUGUACUGUGUGGUGCAGGAAGACCAUAAAGCCCUGGACAUGGGCUCCUUGCUGUAGUUGGUAGCUACGUACAACCCCGCUGGUCCGAGAAAUACCCUCCAUUUCAGAUGUUGCCCUUAACCCCACAGCACUGACCUCUGUGGAGGGACGGACGGGCGGGCGGGGGGGGGGGGGGUGUGUUCGCUCCACUUGCACAUAGAGCUUGGUCAACGUUUGUCAUGUCUACCCUUUUUUUUUUGUCAUGAUGGAUAUCAAAGCGCUCCGAUCGAGGAAGAGGAGGAGGGUUAACGACAAGAUGUCAUCACAUCACUGGCAGAGGAGAGAUGACAGCAGCCAGAGCUUUAUCUGUCCAGGGUAGCUAGCAGAUUGCUAACAUGCUAAUGUGAGGCUCCGUUAGCCGCUACGUGUUAGUUACUGUUUUGGUGAUAGUUCAGAUCAACCAGCCUUAACUUGUCACAUACUUCCCUCAAUUGCCGACUUGGAAGACAACCAAUGUCCUCUAAAAGUCCUUGUCUAGUUGCAGGGGGUUUUGUGUUUUUUUUGUUUUUUUUUUGAAAAUGCAGCGUAAUUAAAUAAAUAAAAAUUGCUCCGUGAAGUCAUCCAACAUUGUGUAUGCCGCCAUCUUGUCUAUUUCAAAUAAAGGACCAUUUUCUAAAUUUGAGUUCAGAGCAAUUAAAUGCUGGGGGGGGGGGGGGUAAAACAGCAAAUUGACUGACAUCAAUUCCAUUUCGUUCAGUUUUUUUCUUCUGUGACCUCAAUGCGCAGUUUCUCUCGAGAAAAAUUGUGUGAUGUAAUAGGGAGUUGUAGUUUCCAACAAGCCAAUAUUAUACAUAGGUUAGCGGCCGAAAACGUGGUAAUUAACUAAAAUUACCAUAAUCCAUUGCACGCCUACUUGUCCGGUCUGUGGGCAGACCAGAGAGCGAAAGGAGACGUAGUACAAUCCAAGCGGAUUGAGAGCAGCUGCUUUGUGAGGUAUCUCGACCUGAUCCAAGUGAUUUGAUAGUUAGUAUUCGGCAGUCAUAAAAAUAUGCCUUAUUUACUUUGAAGAACUAGUAAAAUAGUGAUCAGACAGCAGCUUUAUAGACAUGAGAUGAGGCUUGUAAUGAAAUGGUCAUCAACCAAUGUAGGCUAAUAUACACAACUUUACUAUAGUCAUGUGAAUAGAUGGUUAAUAAGUGAUAAGCAGGAAUGGGCAUUCACUACCAUCAAGGGACGUAUUAAGUAUUCUGUUCUCGCAUUUAAUGUUUUUUUCGUUUUGUUUUUUUUAAAGAUGGAAACUAAAAAGAAAAACAUGAUUGUACCAAAACUGAACCGACCUCAAACCGACAUCUCAGCACUACUAUUCAAACAAACCCCCUGCAUCUACACAUGGACAUUUCAAACACAUUGAUUGGCUGUUAAGGUUGGUCGAACAUUCUCUGUUCUACGCCAAUCAGUACCUACCUAAUAACACACAUCAGCCAGCUGGAACAGAGUAAUGGUCUGACCAUGGGAUUUUUUUAUUAUCUCCAGAGGUUUAUUCACUAGGAACCAAAUAGAUGCAAACGAAACGGGAUGGGACCUACCUGAAUUUGUCCAAUAGAAACUCUUGUUUUCGUUGCAUAAUGUUUUCUGUUGCAAAGUUGUGUUGUUUUUUUUGCUAAUGAAUACACCCCUUAAAGCCAAGAUGAUGUCUUAAAUAAAACCAAUCACCCCAAGUUAAA
This is a messenger RNA of Salvelinus fontinalis (brook trout), 8055 nucleotides long. RefSeq names its product son of sevenless homolog 2-like. Lineage: Eukaryota; Metazoa; Chordata; Actinopteri; Salmoniformes; Salmonidae. The record is from RefSeq and is a predicted model, not a curated record. Gene Ontology annotation, biological process: positive regulation of GTPase activity; Ras protein signal transduction. Bases 1228 to 5253 code for a protein of 1341 amino acids. Gene Ontology annotation, cellular component: plasma membrane. The transcript has 21 exons. Gene Ontology annotation, molecular function: guanyl-nucleotide exchange factor activity; protein heterodimerization activity.